UCUUUGUAAAACCGUAUUUUAUUUUCCGAUAUUCAUUCGAACUGCGCUAAACCCGAUUUCAGAAUUUUGGAACGAUGAUGAACUGUUCAAACUCGGAGCCAGUGAGCAAUGGCGGUGAGGAAAUCGCUGCCUGGGAUUUGAGGCCAGGUGGCAUGAUUGUUCAAAAGAGAGAUGAUGGCUCUAGUGGGCCUACUGCCGCUACUGUUACCGUCAAGCUCUCUUAUGGUUCCCAGCAACUCGACCUCACAGUGCCCUCUGAUUCCACUUUUGGUCAAGUGAAAGACAUUAUUGCCCAAGUAAUUGGACUGGAGCCUAAAGUGCAAAAACUUUUGUUCAGAGGUAAAGAAAAAGAAGAUCAAGAAUAUUUGUCCGUGGCUGGUGUAAAGGACAAUUCCAAAUUGCUUCUUAUGGAGGAUACAACAAGUAACGAGAAAACGCCUGAAGAGGUUAAGGAAAAUAGUGUAAUAUCAAGAGGGGGUGAAGCAGUUGCUGAAGUGAGAGCAGAAGUGGAUAAGCUCUCGGAACAGGUGGAUGCUUUACAAGCGGUUAUCGAUUCUGGAACCAAGGUCGAUGACAAGGAUAUUAUUUAUUUAACUGAGAUGCUGAUGAGACAGUUAUUGAAAUUGGAUGGUAUCGAGGCUGAAGGAGACGGGAAAGUGCAAAGAAAGAUGGAGGUGCGGAGGGUCCAGAGCCUCGUAGAUAAAAUGGAUGUUCUGAAAGGGAAGAAUUCGAAUCCCUUUUCGGACUCCUCUAAUUCGGUGUCAGUUCAAACUCAAUGGGAAACAUUUGAGUCGGGCGUUGGCAGCCUCAACCCCCCGCCUCCCAGGUCACCCUCAUCUACUGUAGUAACUCAAAACUGGGAGCAGUUCGAGUAGUGUCAUUAUAUUAGGCCAAUUUUUAUUUUUUAUUUUUGGUUUGCAUUACUGAACUCGUGGAAUACAAGCAAGCAAGGUGCUACAUGUAGACACUUUUGGUAUUUAAGCAUCUUCUUGCUGUCAUUAUACAUAGUUUUAUGCUGUCCUUAACUAUGGACCUGUUAGAAACCACAUCUUUUUGAGCUAGCUACUACUGCUUUUGGUUUGAUUUGUGUGAACCGCUUGAUCAAUUAUUGGGCAUUCAUCCUCAACGCAACAUACUAUGUUCUUUCA
This is a messenger RNA of Ipomoea triloba (trilobed morning glory), 1148 nucleotides long. RefSeq names its product BAG family molecular chaperone regulator 4. Gene Ontology annotation, biological process: protein stabilization. The record is from RefSeq and is a predicted model, not a curated record. The transcript is spliced from 4 exons. Gene Ontology annotation, cellular component: cytoplasm. Lineage: Eukaryota; Viridiplantae; Streptophyta; Magnoliopsida; Solanales; Convolvulaceae. Bases 75 to 875 code for a protein of 266 amino acids. Gene Ontology annotation, molecular function: adenyl-nucleotide exchange factor activity; protein-folding chaperone binding.